AUGUCAUUUAGGAAAAGAAGUGAAGUAAUUGGCACCCCUUCUGUACCCGGUAGAACUCCUGUGAAUACUCGUCCAAUAAACCCUGUUCCAGGUAGGGCGCCUCCAGGCUCUAUGGUUGGGGCAAGUGGUAGGAUCCCUCCAACCGGUGGCAGGAUUCCCACCUCGAAUAGAACAGCAUCUCCUCAAGAGAAAGAAAAAGAAGAUAUCGCUUCUAUAAUGACAAAUCCAAGUGUCAGGCCCUCACUGAUAACUUCACAGCCAACAGUCUCAACUGGUGGAUCUGAUUUGGACAAGAUUUUAUUACACCAAGGUUUACCUUUAGGUAGUUCGUUAAUUAUAGAAGAAUCGGGAUCCACUGAUUUUGCUUCAGUAAUUUUAAGAUCUUUUUCGUCACAGGGGGUUAUACAUAAUAGAAUUGAGAAAGAUCGCUUACACUCACAUGUCAUAGUUGUGGGUUUAACGUCCCAGUGGGCCAGUGAAUUACCUGGCUUAUACAAAGGUUCGUCAAAAGAACAAAAGAAAGCAAAAAUUUUAGAAAAUGAAUCGAAGGUCAGUGUUAGCAACUUAGCUAUAAAUGGUGGAGCAAGAAACGAAAAGGAUAUGAAAAUCGCUUGGAGGUAUGGUUUGAAUAAAAAACCCGAAACCCAAGAUACCAAUAAUCAAACCACUUAUGAAUUUUAUAAUAAUCAAUUUGAUAUCACCCAAAAGUUAGUACCAGGACCAAGUCAUCAAGAUAUUUCUUUUGUUCCAUUAUCCAAUGACUAUAAUCAAAUAAUUGAACAAAUUAUGACUCUCAUUAAAAAUCAACUCAGGUCGAAUCCUACUAAAAUAAUUAGGCUUGUCAUCCCUAAUAUGUUGAAUCCAUCCAUCUAUAACCCAUCAUGCUCAAACUCAACUUUCAUUCUUCCAUUUGUUCAUUCUUUACGUUCAAUUUUGCGUAAAUAUUCGAACAAUUUGGUCUUGAUUUGCUCGUUACCUUUAGACUUGUAUCCAAGAGACACUCAUUUAACAUUAAUGAUUGAGAGCAUUAUGGAUUCGGUUAUUCAUUUGCAGCCUUUCAACCAAGAGAUGAUGCUGUUGAUCGAAAAAGCUUAUAAAAAUGAACCUUCAAAGAUUCAACAAGGUUUAGUUAAUAUUAUAAAAUUGCCUGUUUUGUCUGAGCGAGGUUUAAUGAUGAUACAUGAUGGAGAGUAUGCGUUUAAGAACGGCAGAAAGAAGUUUGAGAUUGAAGAAUGGGGUAUUCCAGUUGAGGAUGAUUCGAAGGACGAAGCCAAUGCUCAGACUACAAAAAAUAUCGAAUUUUAG
This is a messenger RNA of Debaryomyces fabryi, 1305 nucleotides long. Its product is annotated as Elongator subunit. Lineage: Eukaryota; Fungi; Ascomycota; Pichiomycetes; Serinales; Debaryomycetaceae. The transcript has a single exon. Bases 1 to 1305 code for a protein of 434 amino acids. The record is from RefSeq and is a predicted model, not a curated record. Gene Ontology annotation, biological process: tRNA wobble uridine modification. Gene Ontology annotation, cellular component: elongator holoenzyme complex; cytoplasm; transcription elongation factor complex.